AUGGCGCGGGGAUCGUGUAGUCGCUUUUGCAUGCGAGUUUUCCUUCGUCUCGUCCAGUUUUGCAGCGCUCUGGUGGCGUAUAUCGCGCUCCGAACGGCUGGCGUGUCGUACCAGAACACUGCAGGAGGCCAGACUGUCGCUGUGGUCGUCAGCAGCAGCGCUAUGAGCUUCGCGCGGAUUAUCAACUUUAUUGCAUUCCUGUACGCCUUCGCCUUCCUGGUGUUUAUCGAGUGGCUUCGUCUCUGUGUGCAUCCAAUCGACUACUGCGAGAGAGUCAUGGACCUCGUCUUGUUCGUGUGUCUCGCGACUGCAACGCUGUUGUUGCUCUUGUCAGGCGUCACGCUGCAUUGUCAUGGGAAGUACAACCGCUUCGUGCGGUGUGGAGGCGUGUAUCUUGCACACGGCGGAGCAACUCCCGUGCCUGUUGUCACUGCGCAACCAGUGUAA
Phytophthora infestans T30-4 is the source of this 447-nucleotide messenger RNA. RefSeq lists its product as uncharacterized. Lineage: Eukaryota; Oomycota; Peronosporomycetes; Peronosporales; Peronosporaceae. The record is from RefSeq and is a predicted model, not a curated record. The transcript is spliced from 2 exons. The coding region runs from base 1 to 447 and encodes 148 amino acids.